GAGAACGAGGAGACUGACCUGGGAGAUGUGGAAACAACCGGUAAUAGGGUUAGCGCUUCUCGGCCUUGCCGAGGCGGUGAUAAGUCUGGGGCCAUAUUUCGAAUAUCGGGGUCGAGCUGAUGCCGAGGGUGGGGGAGGGUUGGAAAAAGGAUUGGGAGAUGUUCGUUCUGGGGCCUUUGUGACCCGAGCAGCGGGUGUGUUAUCUGAAACGGUCAAGGUGAUUGGUCUCCCCCCCAUCUUCUCUUCACUACCUGGAUCUGAUAUCUGCUGCAUGCAUGUUCUGGUAUCAUAGCUCCCGCUUGAUCACUUCGGAAACCAUCCUGGCACGUUCGAAAAUAGGUAUUGGGUGCUAGAAGAAUUCUACCAGCCUGGGAAUCCCGUAUUCAGUUUGUGCCUCUGAUCACGUGCUAUUUUAUGAUAUGCUGACCGACGUCGAGUAUAUGAUGCCGGAGAAGGUAACGCGGAACCCAGUGUUCAGUUCAGGCUUGCCAACAGCACUUCGUUCUUUCGGCAAAUGGUCCAAGAAUUCAAUGGGAUUGGAAUCGUUUGGGAGCAUCGGUAAACAGAAUUCGGAAUUCCUAACGGCUUCAUGAGCAAUGGCUAAUGGAUUAAUUGUGCAGGUAUUAUGGAGCCUCAUCACAUGUCAACAUCUCUCGUACCACACCUGUGGAGGAGUUUCGGUGGCUGAAUACUGCCCAAGCCCUUGCAGAUAUUCCGGUAGCACGGUUUGCCAAUUUCACCAAUGGAUUUCACUGACUGAUAGCUAGGCAUUUGCCAACAACUUCACUCUUCGUAGCUUUCCCAACAUAGACUUGACACCUGCUUCUACACCAUGGGUAUUCAUCGGCGGAAGCUAUCCCGGCAUGCGUGCGGCGUUUGUUCGGCAGAAGUAUCCCGAGACAAUAUUUGCCUCGUUUUCCUCUUCCGCCCCGGUCCAGGCCCAGAUCGAUAUGUCGGUAUAUUUUGAACAGGUAUAUCGUGGGCUCAACGGGCUUGGGUUCAAAAAUUGCACCAACGACAUUGUAGCAGCGAUUAAGUAUAUUGACGACCAACUAUCCAGGGCUGACACCUCGGCGGCUAUAAAGAAACAAUAUCUGGGGGCUGGCGCGGAAAAUAACUCUAAUGAGGGUUUCGCAGAUGCUCUGACUUUUAUCUAUUACUCUUGGCAGAGCGAUGAGGCUGAGGGCACUCCGGGUAGGUUUCAGUGCGGAGGAUUCGAGAUUUAGGGUCUGAAGUUUAAUCUGAUAGAUGUGGAUAGCAAAUAUGAGAUCAUUCUGCGAUUGGAUUUCUACGAAUCCUGAGACCGGGGGGGUCUCUGGGGAGGAAGGGUGGGCAAAAAGCAAAGGAGCUAAAUUUACUUCUGAUCGCUGGGCUUCAUGGCAAGCAUUCGGGACUGUUGUUGGUAACCUAAUCUAGUAUUGAAAGAAGACCCCGAAUGCUCACAAGUGGCUUAGGUUAAUUACUACGCGCCGACCAGUUGUGCGGGGUAUUAUGGAAACAGUACGGUAGGACAACCGAACUGCCGACUUGACGAUCCAUUUCCAGGUCCGGAAGCCGUGUCUUGGACAUACCAGUGUUGUAGUGAAUGGGGUAAGAGCUUGCGCUCGGACAAGGGCGGGGGAUCUUGGUCUGACAAUAAUCAGGGUACUUCCAGUCGGCAAACCUUGGGCCAAAUCAAAUCGUAUCAUCCUAUAAUAGUCUCAAGCACCGGCAAGAUAUCUGUUACCGGCAAUUCCCCCAGGGGCUUUCUAGCGGUCUGCUACCUUCGAGCCCGGCUGUGGAUAAAGUCAAUCGGGAAUAUGGUGGUUGGGACCUUCGACCUUCGAAUGUGUUUUUCUCGGGUAUUACACAAACUCCUUGACUUGUUCGUGGCUGACCAGGCACUAGGGGGCGAAUACGACCCAUGGGGGGCCUUAUCUCUGUUAUCCGAGGAGCCUUUGGCGCCGAAAGGAGUCAAAUUGACACAAGAUAUCCCAGAGGAGGGGGUUUCAACACCUAGGGGGGAGGUAUUUGGCUACCUUCUCAAAGGCGCAGCCCACUGCUUCGAUCUCAGGACUACGUGGCCGGAUGGUGCGAACUCGAGAAGGAUUUUCACCACAGCCCUGAGGAAAUGGUUGGGGAGCUUCAAGAAGAAGACGAAGUGAUUCGGAAACCGCUCUCAGAGGUAUGCAGUACGAUAUAGCAAGGGUUGCAGUAGUUUAAUGUACUCUGGGGAGUGUAAUGGUUCGGCGUUUGGUCUUGUUAGAAAUGUCAGGGCCAGCAUGAGGUAUUAAUGUGAUUCGCAUGUGAGUGCUUGGGCGCGGGGGCUUUGGUGAUCAUCACUAUGCGAUUCCGCCCUCCGUCGGAGCAUCAGUCCGUUCAAGAGAAAGCCGAUUGCCAUCUGGGUAGUGAUGAAAAUUUAGGUUUUGGCGGUCAGCAAAGAGGA
Messenger RNA from Tuber aestivum (summer truffle), 2425 nucleotides. Lineage: Eukaryota; Fungi; Ascomycota; Pezizomycetes; Pezizales; Tuberaceae. The record is from the annotation of a GenBank genome assembly.